AUGUUUCCAUCCUGUUAUUCCAAACCGUCAGGGAAUGGGGGGAAGAAGAGCUCGUGGGCUAAGCUUUUGCUGGGUGUGUUUGUUGUGUACAUGCUGCACACCGCUUGGCUGCUCUAUAGUUUCCUUAACAACAAGCCCUGCGAUGGAGGAGAGCUCUGCAUCACCUCCUACCUGGCUGCAAGACCCAGACUACAGAUGAGUGUAUUUACUUGUCUCGUACCAGACAACAGCCAUCUUAACCUUGCUCUUAAAGUUGACCCGUUCAAUCCACAAUCUUCAUUUGAAAGACAGGUUGCAGUGUCAGUGCCAGAGGAAACCCGGGCUAACGGUAGCUUGUAUGCUGUGGUCUAUGUGCACAAAGCUGGAGUUUCCCCUCUAGAAGACAAUAGAGAGGUCCACUACUCAGCCAAGCUCACCACCUACUUUGCUGCCACAGCAUCAGAGGAGAGGAGGACUUCACGGAAACCAAAGCCUGUAUCACACUGGAGACCUCAUCUGUCCGUUAUAAUGAUGUCUGAAAGUUUCUCAUUCAAUAAAGGAGGAGUUCCCAGUGAUGUGCGCCGCUUCAUGAGAGUCUCUAAGAAUGAAAGACAAGUCACUUACCUUCCUCUUCUGAUGGUGAAUGAGCUCAGCUUCAGAGUCAGAGACCUCAUGGAAAUCAACAGCAGCUCAGUGCAGCUCCCGCUCACUGUGUCCUAUGAGGGCAUUUCUUUGAGGAGAUUUAGGUUUUUUGUCCAAUUACAAGACAUGGUUUAUUCCCUCCGACAAUUUGGCUUCACAGAAGAAAACGUAGAUGAAAUUAAAGAAACACUUGUGGGGUCAAACCUCUAUCUGUUAGUGCUGACUGCACUCAUCACAUCUCUCCAACUUGUAUGUGAAUUUUUAGCUCUUAAAAAUGACAUAAGCUCAUGGAGGGGGAAGAGCAGCAUGGUAGGAAUGUCCAGAAAAACUGUUCUGUGGCGCAGUUUCAGUACGUUACUGAUCUUCAUGCAUCUGCUGGAGGAGACCAGCCUCCUCGUGCUGAUCCCCAUUGGUCUGGGAGCAUUUGUAGAGGUGUGGAAGGUCUUCAAAGUCUAUAAAAUCAAACUGCAGUGGAAAGGUUUAACUGUAAACAAAAUGGACGAUGAAGAAAAGAAAACUGUGGAGUAUGAUACACAGGCUUCCAGAUAUUUGUCCUACUUGGUCUAUCCUCUGUGUAUCAGUGGAGCUAUUUUCUCACUGGCCUACUUACGACAGAAAUGUUACUUUUCCUGGUUACUUAACACACUGGUGACUGGUGUGUAUGCGCUGUGCUUCUUGUCCAUGGCUCCGCAGCUCUUCAUCAAUCACAAAGAUGAAGUCUGUGAGCCACCUGCAGGGGCAGUGUUGGUGUACAGAGGAGUCAACACACUCAUAUCAGACCUGUGCUACACCGCCUCCUUUUUCAACCCUUCCCUGUCCCUCACUUCCUCUCACCAACUCUGCUGCUUUAGAGAUGAACUUUUCCUUCUGCUUUAUCUCUACCAGCGCAGGAAAUAUGGCUUAAAAUCCAGAAGACGAGACUCUGGAACACAAAGCAAGAAACUGAAAACUCAGUGAGAACAAAAUAACAGGCGGGGGAUUAAUCCAAUGAAAGUAAUUUAAAAAGCAACAACCAUUUGACAUCACUGCAUUUCACAUUUCCAGCUUUAUUUAUGAAAAAUCCACUAUAUAAUUCUCUGUGCUUGGUUAAUGUUAAGGUUAAAAUAUGUUAAAUAUUCUUUACUAUCAUUACUACUAUCAUUAUCACCUGAAAGUGGCAUGUUGUUGAACAUCAUGGGACAUGGGGGGGCCAGACUAAGCUCUUUAACUGCAAUAACAAUAUAUGACUUUCAGUUUUUAUCAAUUGUAAUGAGACAGAUUUCAAUAGUAAUACGUGGCAACAGAUUACAACCCUGAAAGCCAGUAUACCCAAAAAGUUCGAAUAUAUUAUCUUGUAUGUAUAUCUCACUUUUUAUUAUAAUUCAGUGGCAUUAAUGAAAAAUUUGAACAUUAAGUGGGAUGAGGGCCUUAAAUAGCUUUGCAGGACAACCAAAAGAGGAACAGGUAGUCACCCAAUCAUUACAUUUCAUGGACCAUGGAGUCAUGGUUUGCUUUGUA
Messenger RNA from Boleophthalmus pectinirostris (great blue-spotted mudskipper), 2118 nucleotides. RefSeq names its product lipid scramblase CLPTM1L-like. Lineage: Eukaryota; Metazoa; Chordata; Actinopteri; Gobiiformes; Gobiidae. The record is from RefSeq and is a predicted model, not a curated record. Bases 1 to 1578 code for a protein of 525 amino acids. The transcript has 17 exons. Gene Ontology annotation, cellular component: membrane; endomembrane system.